AUAUAAUGUAUAUUAUUAUUAUUGUUUUUUCUUGUUCCAUUUCAACCAAGGAUCAAAUGGUCUAGAUUGAAAAUACAGUAUAUGUGGGAGUAAGGUGUAUAAUUUUUUCGUACCAUCAAAUCUGUAGGGAAAAAAUAGUGGUUUAGAAACAUCAACAGCAACAAACUUCCAUAACAGCUCCCCAAGCCAUUUGCAUCUUCAACAAAAUACUACACAGCAAUAUCUCUCUCUUUCUUUCUCCCUCCUACCUACAUUGUUGAAACCUCUCUGACCAGUGGUCCUCAGGGCGGUGGACGGCGAAAAUGGAUCCCACGAUUCCGACACCAACCGCCUCCUCCACCGUCACCAACUCCGAUGUUAGCUCAUCAAUGCCGACUUUCUACGUCUUGGACAUCAGCCUGAUAUCCGCCCAAGAUUUAGCCCAUGUAUCCAAAUCAAUGCGCACGUAUGCAAUCACCUGGAUUCAUCCUUCCCGGAAAUUAACCUCCCGGGUUGAUCAACAAAGCCAUAAAAAUCCCCUGUGGAACGAUAGAUUUGCAUUCAGGGUGGAUUCAGACUUCCUGGAGUCGGAUCAGGCGGAGGUUACGGUUGAAAUUUACACGGUUUCCUGGUUCAGGGAUGUGCUUGUAGGCACGGUUAAGGUCCUGAUCAGCGACCUGAUUACCCCGUCAGCGAGAAAUGGUACCCGAUACGUUGCUCUUCAGGUUCGUCGGCCCUCAGGUAAUCCUCAGGGAAUACUCAACAUGGGUGUUUCCCUGAUGGAUGCCACCAACAGAAGCAUGCACCUUUUGGGAGAAAUUAAUCCGCUGAUUGUGGAUUAUCAAGACGAAUUGGCUAAGAAAAUGAAUAGGAAGGCAAGCCUGAAGGAUAAAUUAGGUGAUGAUGACAAUUUAUAUGAUGAUAUGGCUGAUGAAGUAAAUGAGAAAGUCCAUCUAUGGAGGGCUUAUAACGCUGGAAUUACUGAGUUUAAUGACAAAGAAGGAUCAAUGGUAAACGGUUCAUCAAUGUGCAAUGGUGAAGCAGGGAUGGGAUCAGAGUUAUGUUCCGAUGUUGGGCCAUCUGCCUCGGUUGUGGCUGCUGAAAUCGCACGGCAUUCGCUGCCACCCCUGGCGGAAAAAUCACAAACGGCGCAUCCUCCUUCCAAAGCCAAAGCUGAUCCUCAUAAAAAUAAUAAUGUGGAAGAUUUUGGCAGCUCGAUUGUGGAAGAAAUGACGGUAGAGGAAGCGACGGCUAAAGGGUUGAAAGCCAACUCGGGAAUAUUGAAAAAAGAAGUGUCGCUUCCACCUAAACAGGGCGGAAAAAUGGAUAGAAGCAAAUCGGACACAGGACAACAUUCGCGAAGGCAUUCGGAUGGAGGGCUGUUUUCUUGCUUUGGGAAUGCAUAUGGUUUCGAGUUCGGGAUUGUAUGUGGAGCAAGUAAUCAUGGUAACAAGCCAAAUAUUAGCAAGAGCAGCAGAUCUAGUUCCAAAAGGAGGAUUGUGGGCAGCGAGACAAAUUCAGCUUAGGCCAUUAAUAGGGCUAACAACACAAAUCAAGUAUAGUGUGUGUGUGUGUGUGUGUGAUUAAUUUAGUAGUGUUCAAAAUGUAAAGGAGAUUAAGAACAAGAAUAAAAAUGUUGCUCGUCUCAGAGAAAACAAAUCUCCAAUUUGUUGAAUGUGAGUUUCAGCCAGCGACUUUUUCUUCUAAUAGUAGUUCUGAUAUAUACCUUCAACUUCCUUCCAAAUUAAUUACUUAAAUGAUGACUUCUAUGUUCAUG
Messenger RNA from Oldenlandia corymbosa var. corymbosa, 1756 nucleotides. NCBI's taxonomy places the organism in Eukaryota, Viridiplantae, Streptophyta, Magnoliopsida, Gentianales, Rubiaceae. The record is from the annotation of a GenBank genome assembly.